Messenger RNA from Tigriopus californicus, 2994 nucleotides. RefSeq lists its product as uncharacterized. The record is from RefSeq and is a predicted model, not a curated record. Bases 327 to 2096 code for a protein of 589 amino acids. The transcript is spliced from 5 exons. NCBI's taxonomy places the organism in Eukaryota, Metazoa, Arthropoda, Copepoda, Harpacticoida, Harpacticidae. Gene Ontology annotation, molecular function: RNA binding.
CUAGAUACAGAGCCCUGCUCAAUCCAUUCCUAUCUAAUCAAAAAAUAGAUGCCGGCAACGCAAGGGUAAAAAUGUCCGUGAUUUUCUUUGGAAGAAUCAUGGUGUUGAGGAUGGCAGUGAUGAUUCCGCAACGCAAUGCUCCAACUUGAUAAAUCACGCAACUUGAUUACCAAAAUCGGACUCGAAAAGUCCGUUUGAUGUUUUUCUCCGUUCCAUGUCAACUAGAUGUUGGAGAAAAACAACACCACAAAACCGGACCAAAUCCAACAUCCUUUCCCUCGGCCACUGAAUGAAGAAAUGAAGGAAUGAAGGAAUGAUCCGGUCCGAUGACGGAACCUUCGCGAUUCAAUCCCCCUGACAUGGGCGGUGUGCCUGUUUUUAACGAUCUCUAUGAGUCCACGGCCAACUACACUAAGGAGAAGGAGGUGGCCGAGGUGGCCGAGGUGGAGUUAGCCGAUACGCCUCAAGGGACUUUGCACCACCCGCUCGGAGACUCCAGUCUUGGUUCAGUCUCCCUUGGCGCGAGCAAGCGUUCUCUGGCCACUGCCUCUUCUUCGUCUUCUUCUCCUCCUCCUCCUACUCCUACUACUACUACUUAUUCCGACCCUGGUGUGUUGAGCUCCCCUGACCCCAAAGAGAGGGAGGAGGAGCCCGAGAAAGGUCCUCCCGCCCCCAAGAGGCCCACGCCACAACCGCCAGAAAAUGAAGGCCAUUCCGUUUGUGGUGUAUCCCAUGAGCGCCGAAUCUUCAUCGGGUCUUUGCCUCCUAGCUUAACCGAAAAGCCUCUACUGGCCCAUUUCUUGGCUUUCGGGCCCAUUAUCGACUGUAAAGUGGUGCGAGAUCGGAGCACGGGCAUUUCCCGUGGCUUCGCUUUCCUCACCUUUGCCUGCGAAUCUAGCGCAGAGAAGGCCCUCAACGCCGAGCGACACGUGGUCGAAGGCAAGUCCAUCCUGGUGUCGCGGGUUCGAAACACACCCUCCGAUCAGUCGGCCACCUCCGCCAUCAACGCCAUCAACUCCACCUCGCGACACGUGGUCGAAGGCAAGUCCAUCCUGGUGUCGCGGGUUCGAAACACACCCUCCGAUCAGUCGGCCACCUCCGCCAUCAACGCCAUCAACUCCACCUCGGCCGCCUCGGGCACCUCGGCCACCUCGGCCACCUCGGCCACCUCGGUGAAGCCACCUCAGAGGAUCAAAUCCAUGGGUUUCUUGGAGGAUAUCGUCUUGCCCAAUCAGCGCCGCAUUUACAUUGGUCCCUUGUUAGACGACGUGACACCAUCGGAUUUGGCUCGGCAAUUCGCUCACUUUGGCGUGAUUCAGGGCAUAUCCCGCCUGAGAGGCUCGGGUGCCACCACGUCCCGGAUUAGCUACGGGUUCAUCGACUUCCAAGAGGUCGUGUCCAUUCGUCGGGCCUUUGCCUCUAAAGUGUUUGUCAAAGGGCGGCACGUGAAAGUUGCCUUGUCCCGAUUAGCCAUGGAAGUGGCAUUGAGCGAAUCCACCGUCUAUUUCUUCGAGGCUCACGUGUAUUGCGACGAAUUGCACUUGGAGAACCACUUCUCGCCCUUGGGUAGCAUCUACCGUUGUCUCCAUUUUCGCCAGUCCACGGGUCAGGCCAGGUCCUUUGGGUUUGUGGAUUAUUUGGAUAAGCACAGUGCCGAUCGAGCGUGCCUGAAUAAAUCUCAAUUGAUGUAUCCGGGACAGUUUGUGCGGGUCUCACGCGCUCUACCGCAAAGGUAUCUGUGGGAAUUUUUCGCCAUUGGUGACACCGAGGCCAAUGCCAUCAUUAAGGAAAUGGAGAAAAAAAUCCCCACUGAAGGUUCUUGGGGUGGAUCCAAUCUAAGAGGAUUCGUCAACCUAAAGACUCCCCUCAAGUCUAAACAAGUUCGCAUCCCGAGUGUCAUGUUGCCGGUCCUGAUAGGCGAACGUGGCAAAACCAUCGCUGAGAUUUGUCGGGACUCGAAAACUCAAAUCACCUUGCCCAGACCGGAUUCGAAUAACCCCAACGUGAUCCUUACUCUCAGAGGAACGGAGCCGGAUCUCGUGACAGCUCAAUAUCUCAUGCAAAGGAUCCUCAAGGCGAAGAUGGCUAAUCCGUAGUGACAAGUGAGUGAAUGCGUGUUCGCGAAAGUUGUCCCAUAUUUCUUUGAGCACACCCACCAAAUCUGUUGAAACCCAUGUGAAGUUGCAAGCCAGAUUUCUAUCUCUGUUCUGAUCGUGACAACCUUGGCAAUGAAUGAGUACCCGGAGAGAAAUGUGAAUCUCUUGUGAACUGAUGUGGCUGGAUCGGGGCAUUUUCUCCUUUGAAAGUAUAUGGCCAUCACUGCUCGUUGACGAAAUGAGAAAUCUAAGUGACAAACUGAACCUCACUCAAGCCCGGACCACGCCACAACCGAUGAGGUUGUUGCCAAUGUCUAUCCAGCAAGUGCGCCAUGGUUCGUUUACUGUCAACACCAUGGGAAACUUAAUGAGUCUUCAUGGACCUGGUUAGUGCGGUCCAAGCACUUCUACGUAUGUGUUUGUGUGUAUCAUAUCAACCGUCCUCGGUUUCCUUGAUAUUGUGUAGAAACCAAGAAGAAAUGCAACCGAACGAAGCCCCCUGUGGCACCAAUCCGUUUCCAUAGGCUCCUCUAGUGAGUGACUCUUACCAUUUACGAGUACACGGACCUCUAUCUCUAUGUUCGACCAGAGUACGUGUAUGUACCUCUGGAUGGGUUUCGCGGCCUGCCAUAUGUGGUUGAUGGUCUUCACGUCUUCACAGACACGCCGCACGGAAGAAAGUGUCCGCCGACGUUGUCGAUAUUGGAGCGCUCUCCCCGAGUUUUCUUCAUCUUCUGCUUUUUCUUGUUCUUUGGGAAGCACAAGCACCGAAGAAAGAAGGUUGGUUGAGAAUUGCGAUGGACAAGCCAGGUGAGUGAACGGACUGUAGUGAAGAGGGAAGGCUCGCUCAUCUCUCAGUUCAAGUGCUUUUUGUGCUGAAUAAAUAACAUACCUGCUA